CACGUAGAUUUGUAUUCUGAGAUCUUAGAUGAAGACGAAAGUCGACCAGCCAAACGAAGGAGAGAUAACGACUUAGAUUAUAAUGUAUCCAUUUUAGACCACCAGCAUGAUAUUCAUGAAAACAAGGAUGGUGACGAUGAUUUGUUUGCUGAUUUCGGGGAAGGUGAAAAGGCUUUUGAAGUGAAAAUGGAAGGAACCGAAGAAGAUUCAAAGGCAAUUAUACAAACUAUGACUCUUGAAGGUCAUAACAAUGCUGUGCCACGAGUUUCUUCUGCAAACAAUGGUAUGAAUCACCAACUCCCAGAUCGCAAACCAGUAACAAAUGCUACAAACGCGCUAUACCUUAAUGAACUGAAUUGGUGGACUACAGACGAGGAUCUUAGAAAUAUUGCCCGUGAUCUUGGUGUAGGUCCAGACGUGACAGAUGUAACUUUCUACGAACAUAAAGUGAACGGAAAAUCACGAGGGGUUGCCUAUAUGGAAUUUACUUCACCAGAAUCAGCUACAAAGGUUAAAGAGAGACUGGACGCAAUUGAAAUCACGGGUAAAAAAUGUGUUGUUAAUUUUACAAGCUCAGCAAACGGUAAUCCUUUCAAAACUGUUCCAAAAGAACCUCCGCCAAAAGCUGCUCGACAAGCAAUGCAACAGCAAUCUUCCGGUGGUCAACGAUCAUCUACAAACCUUCCCGUACGUCCCGCAGUUAUGAGACCAAGUGGAAUGGAAUUUCAUCAUCCUCGUGGAGGUUUCCGAGGGGGCCAGAUGGUACCUGAGCCAAGAAACUUUUUCGGCAAUCAAAUGAACCCUUAUGGUGCAUUCGCUUCUGGUCGCGGUGGAUAUAUGAAUGGUUUUGCUGGCGUGGGAGAUGCUUCAGCAUUUGCCAUGAGCCCUAUGAUGGCAGCACGUGGAGGAAUGAUGAAUAUGCGAGGACAAGUUCCCUCUCGUCGUGGAAUGAUGGGCGGCCGAGGAGUAAUGCGUGGAGGAUACGGUGAAGAUUAUAGUAUGGGAGGCGGACCCGCAGGAUUUCCCGCACCACAUUUUAAUCCUGCAUUCUUUGAUCAAAGUGGAUAUGGAGGUGCAGAAGAAUCAGUACCUGUAGCACCACGAGGACAAAGAGGGUAUGAUAAAGCGCUUCAUGGAGUAAAAAGAACACGUGAUGAUGAACAUGGGCGUGUAGAUGGGCGAGGUAGCCUAAAAACGUGA
This is a messenger RNA of Funneliformis caledonium, 1200 nucleotides long. The record is from the annotation of a GenBank genome assembly. Lineage: Eukaryota; Fungi; Glomeromycota; Glomeromycetes; Glomerales; Glomeraceae.